This is a messenger RNA of Eptesicus fuscus (big brown bat), 1602 nucleotides long. It is a transcript of the gene RPE65, whose product is annotated as retinoid isomerohydrolase RPE65. Gene Ontology annotation, biological process: retinal metabolic process; zeaxanthin biosynthetic process. The transcript has 14 exons. Lineage: Eukaryota; Metazoa; Chordata; Mammalia; Chiroptera; Vespertilionidae. The record is from RefSeq and is a predicted model, not a curated record. The coding region runs from base 1 to 1602 and encodes 533 amino acids. Gene Ontology annotation, molecular function: retinol isomerase activity; all-trans-retinyl-ester hydrolase, 11-cis retinol forming activity; beta-carotene 15,15'-dioxygenase activity.
AUGUCCAUCCAAGUUGAGCAUCCUGCUGGUGGUUACAAGAAACUGUAUGAAACUGUGGAGGAACUCUCCUCGCCAGUCGCAGCUCAUGUGACAGGCAGGAUCCCCUUCUGGCUCACAGGCAGCCUCCUCCGAUGCGGGCCAGGACUCUUUGAAGUUGGAUCUGAGCCAUUUUACCACCUGUUUGAUGGGCAAGCCCUCCUGCACAAGUUUGACUUUAAAGAAGGACAUGUCACAUACCACAGAAGGUUCAUCCGCACUGAUGCUUACGUUCGGGCAAUGACUGAGAAAAGGAUCGUCAUAACAGAAUUUGGCACCUGUGCUUUCCCAGAUCCCUGCAAGAACAUAUUUUCCAGGUUUUUUUCUUACUUUCGAGGAGUAGAGAUUACUGACAAUGCCCUUGUUAAUAUCUACCCCGUGGGGGAAGAUUACUAUGCCUGCACAGAGACCAACUUCAUCACAAAGAUUAAUCCUGAGACCUUGGAGACAAUUGAGCAGGUUGAUCUUUGCAACUAUGUCUCCGUCAAUGGAGCCACAGCUCACCCCCACAUUGAAAGUGAUGGCACUGUUUACAACAUUGGUAACUGCUUCGGGAAAAAUUUUUCAAUUGCCUACAAUAUUGUGAAGAUCCCUCCAUUACAAGCAGACAAGGAAGAUCCAAUAAGCAAGUCAGAGGUCGUUGUACAAUUCCCCUGCAGUGAACGAUUCAAGCCAUCUUACGUCCAUAGUUUUGGCUUGACUCCCAACUACAUUGUUUUUGUGGAGACACCAGUCAAAAUUAACCUGUUCAAGUUCCUCUCUUCAUGGAGUCUUUGGGGAGCCAACUACAUGGAUUGUUUUGAGUCCAAUGAAACCAUGGGUGUUUGGCUUCACGUCGCUGACAAAAAAAGAAGAAAGUAUCUCAAUAAUAAAUACAGGACCUCCCCUUUUAACCUUUUCCACCACAUCAAUACCUAUGAAGACAAUGAGUUUCUGAUUGUGGAUCUCUGUUGCUGGAAAGGGUUUGAAUUUGUUUAUAAUUACUUAUACUUAGCCAAUUUACGUGAGAACUGGGAAGAGGUGAAGAAAAAUGCCAGCAAGGCUCCCCAGCCUGAAGUUAGAAGAUAUGUACUUCCUUUGAAUAUUAACAAGGCUGACACAGGCAAGAAUUUAGUCACACUCCCCAACACCACUGCCACUGCAAUUCUGUGCAGUGACGAGACCAUCUGGCUGGAACCUGAGGUUCUCUUUGCAGGGCCUCGCCAAGCGUUUGAGUUUCCUCAAAUCAAUUACCAGAAGUAUGGUGGGAAACCUUAUACUUACACAUAUGGACUUGGCUUGAACCACUUUGUUCCAGACAGGCUUUGUAAGUUGAAUGUCAAAACUAAAGAAACUUGGGUAUGGCAAGAGCCUGAUUCCUAUCCGUCAGAACCCAUCUUUGUUUCUCACCCAGAUGCCUUGGAGGAAGAUGAUGGUGUAGUUCUGAGUGUGGUGGUGAGCCCUGGAACAGGACAAAAGCCCGCUUAUCUCCUGAUUCUGAAUGCCAAGGACUUGAGUGAAGUUGCCAGGGCUGAAGUGGAGAUUAACAUCCCUGUCACCUUUCAUGGACUGUUCAAAAAAUCCUAA